UUACAGCAUUGGAGAAAUAUGCAUUGGCAAAGAUUAAUGAAAGAAGUUCAGGCUGGAGGGAGAGCUGGGAGAGUAGGAGCGGAUGGGACUGGGUUCCAGUUAUAGUACAAGAAGAAAAUGCAGAAUAAGCUAAUCAGCAGGAGCAUUCCAGCAACUCUUUAAGGAACGCAGAAAGCCUUCCAGCUGCUCGCCUAUAUAUUGUAUACAGUCCACCGGUCGACGGUUCACCAUGAUUUCCCUAAUACUACUUGUUUGGACCAUACCAUUUGCUGCUCAUAUAUUUUUCAGCAGCCCUGUUAAAGGAGAUCCCCAUUUUCCAGGGGACACUUCUCAGCUUUUCUGCAGCUUACCAGGCCCUCCUGGUUUACCAGGAAUACCAGGUCAUCCAGGAUCUACUGGAACCAUUGGAAGAAUGGGUUUUCCAGGGAAAGAUGGGAAAGAUGGAAAAGAUGGAGACAAGGGAGAAAGGGGAGAUGAAGGCACACCUGGAAGAGUAGGGAAUCCAGGAAAACAAGGUUUUAAAGGAAAACAAGGAGCCAUUGGAAGAGCUGGCCCAAGAGGACCGAAAGGAAUUUCUGGAGAUCGAGGAAAACCAGGUGAUGUAGGGACCAAAGGACCAAAGGGGAAGAAAGGGGAUAUGGGCAUGCCAGGGCCGUGCAGUUGUGGAUCAAAGAAGGCCAAGUCAGCCUUCUCAGUGGCUGUCACGAAAAGUUACCCCAAAGAACGUUUGCCUAUUAAGUUUGACAAAGUACUUAUGAAUGAAGGAGGCCAUUACAAUGUAUCCAGCGGAAAAUAUAUAUGUAGCAUUCCCGGCAUUUACUUCUUCACUUAUGACAUCACACUGGCAAAUAAACACUUAGCUAUUGGUUUGGUACACAAUGGUCACUACAGGAUAAAAACAUUCGACGCAAAUACAGGAAACCAUGACGUUGCAUCCGGUUCUACUGUUCUUCCUUUGAAACUUGGAGAUGAAGUGUGGCUUCAGAUCUUUUAUUCUGAGCAGAAUGGACUAUUUUAUGACCCAUAUUGGACAGACAGUUUAUUUACAGGAUUCCUCAUCUAUCCUGAACAAGAGUAUAUUGAUGAUACAAAUGAUGAAACCGGCGCAAAGGAAAAAUUAGGUGCCAGUUGAGGACCGAUGGCUAUAAUGUUUUUUCACCAAACCAGCUCAUUGUGUUUGCUGAGAACUUGUACACGUACCAAAAUAUUUCAUGAAUUUGUCAGUAUGGG
Messenger RNA from Spea bombifrons (plains spadefoot toad), 1230 nucleotides. It is a transcript of the gene C1QTNF2, whose product is annotated as C1q and TNF related 2. The transcript has 3 exons. Lineage: Eukaryota; Metazoa; Chordata; Amphibia; Anura; Pelobatidae. Gene Ontology annotation, molecular function: protein binding. The record is from RefSeq and is a predicted model, not a curated record. Bases 230 to 1132 code for a protein of 300 amino acids.